UCCGUAAUCCGUAUCAUCAAACGCAACGUGUUAUAAAGUCUUUCGGAUCGAGUGAUGUAAUAAAAUCGACCAGGGUCAUCUUUUUCGACGAUCAAUAAAAUCACGUCAAGCGGUGCCCAGACCCCUCACGUCUGUCCAGCGUGAUCGGUGUAAAAAUGUACAGACUAUUGCAUGAGUGAAGCACGUGUGCGUCUCGCGCUUGUCAGGCGAAACUGCACGUCAAAACUUUUCCAGGCCAAUGCGCUGUACAUGUGCACUAAUAGGACACUCGUUCAGUGAAAGUGAAUUCUGUAUUCUUUUUUUAGUGUUCUCGUGUUUUAUCGAGGCAUUGAUCUUUCUUCAUCCAGAACAACUAUAAAUGUCAACUUCAGGGCUUGACGGAGUCAAAAUAGCGAAGAUGGAAGAGCAGAGAGUUUUCACCAGCCAAGCCCCGUUGGUCCACCUCGACCGUGUGACAGCGGCCAUCAACGGCAGCCCAACGCCCCGGUCCCCGGUUCGCGUCAUGCUGUGGUGCGUCCCGCGCUCCGUCUCCACCGCCUUCCUAAAAUGCAUCGACGGGCUGGACUGCCGGGCCGAGAUCUUCCACGAGCCCUACUCGGUGGCCUACUACUUCGGCCCGGAGAGGCGAGCCCCGCCCGGCCCCCAGAUCCCCGAGGAGGGGCAGUACACCUACAGCUGGGUCCGGAAACAACUGGAAGCCGACUACAUCGGUAGCGAGGUCAUCUUCUGCAAGGACAUGGCCUUCGCGGUGGACGGCCGCUACGACAGCAUCCCGGACGGUUUCAAACACACCUUCCUCAUCCGCAAACCCGUCAAGGCUCUGAUGUCCUACCACAAGGUCGUCAACAGCUACCCUGGGUACGACGGUGAGGUGUCGGUCAAGAACGGCCUACCCAAGGGGUACGCCUUCAAGGAGGCUUACGACUUGUACAAUCACAUCUGCGCCACUUGCCGCGAGAAGCCCAUCAUUGUGGAUGCCGACGAUCUGUGUCGAUCGCCCAACAGCAUCCUGAGGAAAUACUGCGACGCUGUCGGUUUGCCGUUCUCGCAAGACUUACUGUCUUGGCAGCCCAGUGACGGCAUCAGCUCGCGGUGGCACUGUGCCCCCAGUUUUCGGGCCCUCAAUUCCGCCAUGGGGACUCACGAGAGGGCACUCAAGAGCGAAUCGUUCCUCUUCAAGGGCAACAACAGGGUCGACCUGAUGCCCAAGGACGAGCUUCCGGAGGGCGUGGUUGAAUGUAGUGAGUGCAGUGAACCGUACUAUAAGAAGAUGUACGAACUCAGGCUGAAACCCUGAAAAAAAAAAACCCAAAAAACCCCAAAACCGCAUUGUAUACAUACCAACGGAAAACGGUUCUUUAUGUAAAUAUUUGAUCGUGAGUGAUUUUGCCGAAGUGUUGCACACUACAGCUUACUUUAUAAUAACAAUCGGCUGUUGACAUUUUGAUCCGCCAUCUAGUGAUGUUAGCCUGCAAAUGGCAGGCAGACGAAUACUGCCAGAGAAAAAUAAUGCCAACAUACCGUGGCGGAUGGGUCUUCUUCUUUUUAGAGCCCAGAAUUCACAAUAUACAAGUAAUCAUAUUUUCUGCCGCGUUAUUCUUUUUUUUAGGGGGCAAUUUGAUUAUAAUUUAUGUGAUUGUACAUAAUUAUCAUUUUUGAAGUUUUAAGCAUGUUAUUGUUUUAUGCAGCCAAGGUUCAUACUGUUUUGAAGAAAAUAAAACACUCAACGUUUUACAAAGUUGACAUUGAUAUGAUAUGGGACAGUGGUAUUAUAAGGAAAUGGGUUGUUUCUGAAAUAGUGUCUUUUUAUACGGAUUUAGAGCAUUUGGGUUAGCAUUUCGAUUUUCGUAUGGUAGAAUUCGAAAGAGGGGAAGCGUUAUACGUAGCUAGCUCGAAGCUAAUUUUGUCUCCGAGGAGGAAACACUCUAUCGGUUUCCAUUUUGGUCCCAAACACGUUGUUCAGGUCGUUGUACUGUACAAUUUUUAACUCUUUGAAGUAGGGACUCAUUGAUGUAUUGCGCAUGCCCGAGUGGCAUUUUGGGGGAGACCCAUAGAGCUAUAUUAAAGCUUUAUGGGUAGACCUCAGAUUUCAUAGGUGUCAAACUUUCAUAUGACAUGCUACCCAAAUAGCAUGUAACAGAAUGCCAAUUUAGUUCUAGGGCAGUGAAUAAUAGUAUUAUCAGUUGUCGAGGGGAAAAAGUGUCCGUGGCACUAUAUCUUCAUACACGAAUGGUAUGGAGUGCAUUUAUAAUUAAAGAAACGUUAGGCAACGCUUACGUAACGAAUUAUCCACAAUGAAAACGCGUUCGCAAACUGCAACGCACUCCUUUGGCUAGCUGCUUUAAGCACAGAAAUUGGCUACAGACAGGUUAAUAUCAGUCAAAACGUUUCAUGUAAAUAUGUAAACUGCUGUCUGUCUGGUUGUGAUUUUUACUUAGCAAUUACAUUUGAAGAAUGUUGUUUGUUGAUUGUUAUAUGCUUUUGAUGUUCUCCAACUUUUUUAGAGAAACAAAAUUCAUUUGGUUUUCGAAGAAGUAGCCACACUUUUCGUGCUACCGUGCCGGUCACGUGCUGACGCUGCCCUCAACGUCCGGGCUCAGGCAUUUUGUCCUGUUGCAAACUGCCAUUUUGUAUUCGUUAUCAGAGGUACCAUUGUAGUUUUGAAAUGUUUUAAACGUUUGUAUAAAAAGUUUGUAUUUUUCAAUUGAUAUAUAUUUGUGCACUUUUUGGAACUUUUGAUAUAGCGCGAAAUAAUAAUAUUUUGAAACAAA
Messenger RNA from Patiria miniata (bat star), 2771 nucleotides. Its product is annotated as branched-chain-amino-acid aminotransferase-like protein 2. The coding region runs from base 359 to 1297 and encodes 312 amino acids. The record is from RefSeq and is a predicted model, not a curated record. Lineage: Eukaryota; Metazoa; Echinodermata; Asteroidea; Valvatida; Asterinidae. The transcript is spliced from 2 exons.